AUGAAAAAAUUUUAGUUUUUCGACAAAAAUAUCAGGCAACAAAGACCAGAGUUGAAUUUCUGCACCUUCAAUUAUGUCUUUGCUGAAUACAUUUGCUAUUUGAAGAGGAAGCAUGGGAAUGAUUACAAUGAAAUGAACUCAAAGAUGGAGCAGUUGGGAGUGUCAGUUGGAAUCAGACUCUAUGAGGUAGUAAGUUUGAGAGAAAGAAACAAGAGGGAAACAAAAUUAGUGGAACAAUUGAGAUUCAUAUAAGGAAUUUUUUGGAAGCAUCUCUUUGGGAGACAAGCAGAGUCCAUUGAAAAAUUAAAGGACAGACCCAAUGAUUAUCUAAUUAGAGAUGAAAAUCCCUUACUUCUUAAGUACAUCUCAGAAGAAGGGCACAUUUCACCUGCAUAAUUUAUGUGUGGAAUUCUGAAAGGAGUCUUGAAUGCUUCUGGCUUUACAUGCCAAGUCUCUUAUUAAUUUAAGACUGACGAAAGAGGUGUCAGCUAUUAUCCUCACACUGUAUUUAUCUUGAGUUUCGAAGAUGCCAGGGAUUUAUGAAUUUAAUAUAUUGAAUGAUACCAAUUAAACUAAUCAUCUGAUAACCAUAA
This is a messenger RNA of Paramecium tetraurelia, 593 nucleotides long. RefSeq lists its product as uncharacterized. The transcript has 4 exons. The record is from RefSeq and is a predicted model, not a curated record. Gene Ontology annotation, biological process: endoplasmic reticulum to Golgi vesicle-mediated transport. Lineage: Eukaryota; Ciliophora; Oligohymenophorea; Peniculida; Parameciidae. Gene Ontology annotation, cellular component: TRAPPIII protein complex; TRAPPI protein complex; TRAPPII protein complex.